CACUGUCGUGCGCUGGCAAUUGCCUCUCAUCCUAUUUUACAGUAACAAAAAAAGAGAUUUUCUUUCCUAUAAAACGAAAGCGGAGUCUGAUGCAAUGGGUAACUACCUGCCCAGUUCUCUCUUCUCGCCAUAAAUUACGCCUGGCCGAUGACUGCCACAGCCAUUGUGGGUUAUCUCCUGUGGUGACUGCGGACUCAAGACUUUUCUUCCCGGCUGCAUCUCAACACCCACUGAUCUCACCGUUCCAGCAAAUCCCCCCGCCAGCGUAAACUCACCCCUCUUGCCCCUCUUCCCUCUUUCUUCUACUUCUAAGUAUCCCCUGAACCCCGUGCAGACCUGCGGGUGGAGCCAGAAUGGAGGAAACUUACAAUAACAGGACUUCCCUGUCUAAGGGGGCCAAGGACAUUGUCAAGGAGGCCAAGCGGCAUGCAAAAAAGAAAGUCAACAAGGUGGUGGACCGCGCCACAGACGGGUACUCGUCCCACCACAACUACAGCCGAUUCGAGGACGACGAGGACGAAGAUGAGGAUUUCUACCGGAACCCGCCGAGGCAGGGCGGAGAGGGCAACCAUGACAACGAGGAGGGCUCCAGCGAUGCUACAGAGGGCCACGAUGACGAGGAUGAGAUCUACGAGGGCGAGUACCAGGGGAUCCCCUCGGACAGGAAGCAGAAGGAGGGCCAGGUGGCACUGGGACAACCCAUGUCUGACGCCUCAAGGGACCGCAAGGGUCUGGAGGAGGAGAGGCAGGCGGAUGAGGAGGAGCUGGCCCAACAAUACGAGCUGAUCAUCCAGGAGUGUGGCCACGGGAGGUUCCAGUGGCAGCUGUUCCUGGUGCUCGGGCUGGCGCUCAUGUCAGACGGGGUGGAGGUGUUCGUGGUGGGCUUUGUGCUGCCCAGCGCAGAGACAGACAUGUGUGUGCCCAACUCCAGCUCGGGAUGGCUAGGCAGUGUGGUUUACCUGGGGAUGAUGGUUGGAGCGUUCUUCUGGGGAGGAAUGUCUGACAAAGUGGGCCGCAGACAAUGCCUCCUCAUCUGCAUGUCCACCAACGGCUUCUUCGCCUUCCUGUCCUCUUUUGUCCAGGGAUACGGCUUGUUCCUUGUUUGUCGUAUCUUUGCAGGCUUCGGGAUAGGAGGUGCUGUGCCCAUCGUUUUCUCCUUCUUUUCAGAGGUGUUGUCCAGGGAGAAAAGAGGAGAGCACCUCAGCUGGUUGUGUAUGUUCUGGAUGAUCGGAGAGAUAUAUGCCUCCGCUAUGGCCUGGGCCAUCAUACCACACUAUGGUUGGAGUUUCAGCAUGGGUUCGGCGUACCAGUUUCACAGCUGGCGGGUGUUUGUGGUCGUCUGUGCUCUGCCCUGUGUGUGUGCGGUGGUCGCUCUUACCUUCAUGCCCGAAAGUCCCAGGUUCUACCUUGAGGUGGGGAAGCAUGAUGAAGCCUGGAUGAUCCUCAAACAGAUCCACGACACCAACAUGAGAGCGCGUGGGCAACCGGAGAAAGUCUUCACUGUAAACAGGAUCAAAAUACCCAAACAGCUGGAUGAAUUGGUGGAAAUGGAGUCAGAGUCUCGCAACCGAGUUUCCAAGUUUUUCUUUAGGAUAAAGGCUGAAAUACACGGGAUCUAUCUGAAUCUCAUGAAGUGCUUCAACUACCCUAUGAAAGAAAACAUGACGCGACUGGCCAUAGUGUGGUUCACGCUGUCAUUCGGGUAUUAUGGUCUGUCAGUCUGGUUCCCUGAUGUCAUCAAACACCUUCAGGCAGAUGAUUAUGCCUCCAAAGUGAAGAUACACAGUGAUGAACGUAUUGAAGACUUCACCUUCAACUUCACUCUGGAGAACCAGAUACACAAAAACGGACUCUUUAUCAACGACCGAUUCAUCAAUAUGAAGCUGAAGUCCGUCACAUUCAUUGACUCUACCUUUCGUAACUGCUACUUUGAUGAUGUGAAAUCUGUGGGCUCCUUCUUCCGUAACUGCACUUUCAUUGAUGCUUUCUUCUACAACACUGACAUUGAUGAAAGCAAGUUGAUAGAUGGCACAGAGGUAGUCAACAGCACGUUCACUCACAACAAGAAAGGAUGCCAGAUGACAUUUGAUGAUGACUACAGUGCCUACUGGGUUUACUUCAUCAACUUCCUCGGGACGCUAGCUGUUCUGCCCGGCAACAUUGUGUCCGCGCUUCUCAUGGACAAAAUUGGCCGUCUGUCCAUGUUAGGUGGCUCCAUGGUGCUUUCGGGUAUCAGCUGUUUCUUUUUGUGGUUCGGCACCAGUGAGUCCAUGAUGAUUUUUAUGUUGUGCCUUUACAACGGCCUGAGCAUCUCUGCCUGGAACUCCCUGGAUGUCGUCACCACUGAGUCAUUCCCUACUAGCAGGAGAGGAACAGGCUUUGGGUUCUGCAACGCUCUCUGCAAGCUGGCUGCAGUCUUGGGAAACCUGAUUUUCGGUUCUCUUGUUGGCAUCACAAAGUCCAUCCCCAUCCUCAUGGCCUCGUCUGUGCUCGUCGGGGGAGGCCUGGUUGCACUCCGGCUGCCUGACACCAAGUCGAAUGUCCUCAUGUAACACCAGCUUGGCGUUCA
Molecule: messenger RNA, 2569 nt
Organism: Trematomus bernacchii (emerald rockcod)
Lineage: Eukaryota; Metazoa; Chordata; Actinopteri; Perciformes; Nototheniidae
Gene: sv2ca
Product: synaptic vesicle glycoprotein 2Ca
Exons: 13
Coding region: 354-2552 (732 amino acids)
Biological process (GO): chemical synaptic transmission; transmembrane transport
Cellular component (GO): membrane
Molecular function (GO): transmembrane transporter activity
Source: RefSeq, a predicted model, not a curated record